AAAAUUCUUAGAGGAAUUCUUAUCUGUUCACGUCCCGAGCUUGGGUUGGCAUACCCAAUACUCGAGAGUGAGCUUUGGAAAUGAGAGAUAUUCUGAGGUUGUGGCUAGAAGUCAGUAUCAAGGCAUGGUUUUGACACGGGGGCUCCUAGGCCUGCUUGUUAGCCCGCUUCUUAUUACAUCUCUAGGCAUUGUCCUAGCACGCCAGCGACCAAAUGGGCUUCGCAACCCGUUUGAACUCGUUAGGGGUCUAGUAGGGCGAGCUCUAAAGAAUUGAUUGAACGGUGUCUUUGCGAGUUUAACCUCAUUUAUCUUAUGCAUGGUUAUCGCCAUCAUGCAAUGGCUUUUAGGCGCUAAAAGCCGAGCUCCUGCUCCCCCACCGUAACCUGGCGCAAUGUCAGCAAGAAUAUAUAAAAGAAAUAACAAGUCUUUCGCAUUGUAUACCAAGCCAUAACUUCAUCCUUCUUCAGAAAAAGCUUCACACUCAAAAAUCUCAAUUCCCACUUCUUCACGAUGUCUUCCCCUUUCAAUCCAUACGCAGAACAGCACAAGGAUCCGAAAGGUCCCGAGGAUGGACGGCCGACCGCUUUUCAGGUCCUUGAAGAUAAUAAACUUCUUCAAGCAUGGCCUGACAAGGUUGUGCUAAUCACUGGUGCCACAUCAGGUAUCGGCAUCGAAACCACGCGAGCAAUGUAUGCUACCGGCGCUCGUGUCUUCAUUUUAGUCCGCGACAUUACGAAGGCGCAGCCCAUUGUAGCCGAUAUCAUCAAGUCCACCAAAGGAAACGGCAGUAUUGAAAUCAUUGAGAUGGAUCUAGACUCUCUAGACUCUGUCAAAAAGGCUGCUCAGCAGUUUCUUCAGAAGUCUUCCAAACUUCAUGUUCUCAUCAACAAUGCGGGUGUUAUGGCUUGCCCAAGAACCAUCACCAUUGACGGAUUCGAGCGACAAUUCGCUGUAAACUACUUGGCACAUUUCACUCUAACGACGCUUCUUCUACCAACUAUGCUAUCCAGCAGCUCGCCCACGUUCAACUCCCGCGUAAUCUGGGUGUCUUCUUCCGGGCACCGCCACGCAACCGGCAAGCCUGAUCUCGAUGACCUCGGCAUUCUGGACCACUAUGAGCCCUGGGCUGCCUACGGCCAGUCUAAGACCGCCAUGAUUUGGGCUUCCAAUUACAUCGACCGGACUUAUGGUCCUCGCGGAGUCCAUUCCAAUGCAGUACAUCCUGGCGGGAUCCUGACCAAUUUGUCGCAGUACAUGACUAAGGAGGCGAUCGAUGCCUUCACGGAGGAUGAGGAAGCGAUGAGACAAAUGAAGUCGGUCCCGCAGGGUGCGGCGACGCAAGUCUGGGCUGCUUCUGCUCCUGUUUGGGAAGGCCAGGGAGGCAAAUACCUCGAAGACUUGAAGGUUGCCGAGCCCUGGUUGGGCGCAGUCUCUAAGAUUGGGGAUGGAUAUGCUGCGCACGCGUAUGACGCGGUCAAUGAGGAGAAAUUGUGGGAAUUGAGUCUAGAACUGGCCAAGAUUGAGAAUCCUUAAUGUUAUGUUGUGAUGCAUAUCUAGAGUGUAGCUAGUGUUAGCCUAAGUGAAAUUGGAUUAUCAAUCGAUUAUUACCGGCAACUUUCAGCUCAGUACGUGGUCGAAUUGAUCGUUUCAAAGCCUAUCGUGACGUGCUACUUUGUUUUGACCCCUUUCGAGCUUCGAUUAAUAAGCUUCCGCAACAUAUCACUUUGAGCAUUAGGUAGUGAUAGCUAUACACCAUAAAUAGAUUUCAUCUCCUUCGCU
This is a messenger RNA of Xylaria bambusicola, 1779 nucleotides long. RefSeq names its product putative short-chain dehydrogenase. The transcript is spliced from 2 exons. Bases 511 to 1533 code for a protein of 340 amino acids. The record is from RefSeq and is a predicted model, not a curated record. Lineage: Eukaryota; Fungi; Ascomycota; Sordariomycetes; Xylariales; Xylariaceae.